Acanthoscelides obtectus is the source of this 1730-nucleotide messenger RNA. NCBI's taxonomy places the organism in Eukaryota, Metazoa, Arthropoda, Insecta, Coleoptera, Chrysomelidae. The record is from the annotation of a GenBank genome assembly.
AUAGCGAUACCAUAAACCACUAUUUACUUCAGAUAAAUAAUUAUCACGAGUACCUCUAUGAAAAUUUUUAGUUAAUUUUGGCUUUGGUCGUGCAAUGUGAAUCCCAUCAGUGUCUGCACUUCAACGGGUUUUUUACACACGUAUCUGAACUAUGGCCAACAAUACGACCCUAUACGUAGCUGGAGGAGCAACUGCAGCCACUAUAUUAGGUGCACUGAUUUACUGGAGAAAGAGGAAGGAAAUUAUUCCGUGGACAUGGGAAGAAGUUGGCUCAUUGAAAGAAAUUGAUCUCUAUCCACUGAAGAGUGGACAUAGAAUUGAAUUGAACAGAGCUGAUGUAACUGAACUUGGACUCAGGCAGGCUCCUGAGGACCAGAAGGGGUUGCUAUUGAGGGAUAGGUUUUUGGUUGUGUACUCUGAUAAAGAAAAUGAAUUCCGUACGGCUCGUACCUACCCCAAAAUGGUACUAAUUGACGUUGCGGCUCACGAUGCUGAACACGUAUCGCUCGAUGCUCCGACAAUGAGGCCUCUGUAUGUGAGAAUACCCCCUCAAAAACCUCAUAAGGAAGUCCAAGUCACGUUGUUUCAAGGUGAAGUUGUGAAUGGCAUCGAUUGUGGAGAUGAGGCAGCCUUAUGGCUGUCUCGAUAUAUCCUAGAGAAAGAUUCUGGGUUACGGUUAGCCUACAAUGACUGCUCUAAACGCAGAGAGUUGGACAAGUACCAAUCCAAAUUAAUGAAGUUCUACAAAAAUCUCACAAACUUUUCAGGAGGAUUGUAUCAAGAUCUCACCAGCGUUAUGAUGGUGAACAAGAAUUCGGUUCUAGACCUGAAUGAAAGGAUGAACAACUACCAAGUAACCCCGAAGAAUUUUCGGCAGAAUCUUCUGGUAGAAGGUCCACCGGCCUACGAUGAAGACAAAUGGGAAUGGGUGAAGAUUGGAAACGUCGUUUUUAGAAGCGUAGCAGAAUGUACUAGAUGCAUUAUGACUACCAUUGAUCCCGAGAAUGGUAUCAGAAGCUCGAAUAGAGAACCACUUAAGACUUUAGAGCAGUAAGUACUUCGUAAUGUCAAACUUCUCUAAAUUAUCCAAAUCGAGUCAUCGGAUAAACAUUUUCCACCAGACCAGUUAGAGUGAAAUUGAACAUCUUAUUCAAGAAGGCGAUGACGUUUUCUUUUUAUUAAAACGCUUUUAUUAGCUUGGCAUGUAUGUGUGUAUGUAUUUAACGGAAUCUUUGAGCAUAAUUUUCACCAAUUUCCAGAAGUUCGAGUAAUUCGAAACUUCGCACACGCAUCAAGGACCGAUGACAGUGCAAUAAUUUGAUAACAAUUUCCCAUUAUCCUGAUUAAGACCGCCAGGAUUGAUAAAUUAUUUUAUAGAUCCUCUCUAGGGGAGUAAGAGAGACAGAGCUAGCGCGCGAUCUGCGUAUGCGUGCAGUUUCAGACUUCUGGCACUCGGCACAGCACAACGGGGGCAGAUACUUUUUCAAGGUAGUACAUGCCCACCUUGUUCAUUGCGAAACAAGAUGCAAGGGUGUACAGUCGAUCAUGCAGUCAUUUAUCUAAGCUCGCGACUGUUUCCUAUUGGACAAGCUUAUGUAGCACUUAGUCGUGUAAUAUCUUCAGACUGUAUUGAAGAUUGAAGAAUCUGAUUGCUCUAAGUUAACAGGAACUAGAAAGUAGAAAAUAAUUUUUAAUUACAAGCAGUUUAUAUUACAGUAGUAGAUGGUCGU